GAUAGGCCGCGUCGCACUGCGCUUCGAAUACAUCGCGAUGUCCGAACUAAAACUAUCGCACUUCAAACCGUCAACAACAUGAUUAAAACUAUCAAAAAAAUAACUCUAAAAAUGCUCUGUGAAAGUAAUUCUUUUUUCUAGUCUAGAAUAAUUAUGUAGAAUGAAUGUAAAGUGUUAAAAGUGUAUAAUCAGUGUUAAGCAUGGUCGCGGGACCAAUUAAAACAAAACGUGCAUGGAACCAGUUCAAGAGUGCUGUGCUUUUGCAUCUUUUGUUCACUCUUCCUUUUUCGACGAGAGCUCAAAGUCGUGCGCCGCGGAUAAAGGAACAUCCAGCUGACACAAUAGUUGGGAGGAGCGAACCUGCGACCUUACGGUGCGUUGCUGAGGGCAAGCCCAAACCAACCAUCUUGUGGUACAAAGAUGGCGCCCCACUCGCCCCAACCGAUCAUCCCCACAGGGUCCUACUCGAGGAUGGGCUUCUCUUCCUUAGGGUUAUGCGAGGCAAAAAGGAGAGUGAUGAGGGAGUUUAUUGGUGCGUUGCGCGAAAUUCCGCCGGAGAAGCGGUUAGCAAGAACGCUACUCUCACCAUUGCCGUCCUCCGCGACGAAUUUAGAACUGAACCUCGUGAUGUCAAAGUAGCUAGUGGCGAGUCCGCCAUGUUUGAAUGUUCUACGCCUAAAGGAGUUCCUGAACCAUCUGUCCAUUGGACUAAAGAUGGCCAUACUUUAGACGUAGAAGAAGUAAAUGGGAGAAUGUCUAUAACAGAUGGUAAUCUAAAAAUCCUAGAAAGUCUUCCGACAGAUAGUGGUGUGUAUCGAUGCGUGGCAUCAAACGCGGCGGGCGAGAGACAAUCUCGUCCUGCCACGUUGCUCGUGUUACGUAGACCACAUUUUCUUGUGAAACCUAAUAACAUAACUGCGUUGUUGGGACAAAACAUCGAAUUCCAUUGUCAAGCAUCACCAGAAUCAGAUGUGUCAGUAACUUGGUCCCGUGACAACGGAUCGUUAUCGCCCUAUGCAAUAGUACGGAGAGGGUCGUUGAGAAUUGAUCGUGUAGCGCCAACAGAUGCGGGCCUUUAUACCUGCCGAGCUGAAAGCCAGGCGGGCUCUAGCGUUGCAAGUGCUAUCCUUACUAUACAUUCGCUACCUCAUUUCACAAGAGUGCCUUCAGACCAAACGGCAUGGGAAGGGGAAGCCGUAUCGUUCCCUUGCGAAGCGGAAGGCUCUCCGAAACCAAUUAUAUUUUGGACCAUGGAAGGAUCUCAGGAAUUGGUAUUUCCAAAAGCGAAUCAACAUGGGUCUCUAUAUUUAGAUAGAGUUACAACACAAUACGCCGGUAGAUUGUCUUGUGUCGCUGUUAGUGCUGCGGGGAGUGCUCUUCAUACAGUCACAUUACAGGUGCUAAAGAGGGAAGCCAAUUCCUUCAAAGAUGAUCCUGACUCAUCAUCUCCGUAUCCAGAAUUGAAUAAGCCACAGAACCACCCACCAAUGACACAAUAUGAACUAGUCCAAGCUCGGCGUUACUUACAACAGGAUGUUCUUACUUUAAGAAGAGUUGAAGGAAUAUCUGCUACUACGAUUAAAAUAGUCUGGGACGUCAUGACUGAUUACAAUGAGUAUUUAGAAGGAGUAAAGAUUUGGUUUAAUGGAACUUCGAUAAACAAACCGCAUGCAUUGGAAUCACAGAAUACACAAAGUACCAAUGUUUCGGUAGACAGCCUAGCAGAACUUACGAAACUUGAAAAUUUUACGAUGACCACAGUACACAAUAGCGGAUCAUCGAGCCAUGUCUUGACAGGUUUAAUGCCGUAUGCUCAAUAUGACGUAUUUCUUAUGCCAUUCUAUAAAUUAUUACUUGGAAAACCUUCAAAUUUGAAGUCCGGAUUCACUGAGGAAGAUAUUCCAUCAGCGCCGCCACAAAGCGUUUCGGCGGGAGUGAUAAAUGCGACGUCGGCUUGGAUUCGCUGGGACCCACCUCCUGUGCAUACUUGGAAUGGUGAACUGUCUGGUUAUUUGAUCGAGGUUCGGGUGGGUGGUGGUAACGUCGGUCGCGUGGUGGGUCAGAUGUCGCUGGGCCCGCGCACGCGCGCCGCUGCCGCCAGCUCGCUGCGUGCGGGCGGCCGCUACAGCGCCCGCGCUGCCGCAGUCACGCGCCGAGGACACGGACCCUUCAGCGCACCCGCGCACAUACACAUGCUGCCCACACACACGCAGAGACACUAUGUACAAACGGAACCAGCAACAGACAAAGCAAUAUUGUCAAUGUUCCAAGAAACUUGGCUCGUAGCGCUAUGCGCAACGCUACUUCUAUUAGUUUUAGUUGUUGGAGGAGUUACUUUCUAUAUAAAGCGACGACACUCAAAGCAAAGGAAAAGUAGUCAAAACACAACUGGGUCGGCUAUUGCCAAUGCUCAGCAAUGUUUGUUAGGAAAGGAAGCCGUGUGGCUACGCGAAAGGCCUAUGUUUGAAGGCGCUAACGAACCUAGAAUAGAAAUUUUAAACUGCCACCAAACUCUUAUCCAUGGUGGCCAUUCUGUAGGUACCAUGGCUAUGGAGGCAGAAUAUAGUCUUCCACAACAUCCGAGUUCAAUGACCGCAAUGCCUCAAGAAGAGCAAAGGAGACUAGCUCCCGAACCCUACGCAUCCAGUGCCAUUUAUACUGAAUUAAAUUAUCAAUGUUUGAAAUUGCAGGAUCAAACUGAUGCCGAAGAUUCUUGUAUGAAAUGUGCUGUAAGUCCUGGCUCUUAUGACGACAGUAUGGUCAGAUCAUACAAUGAAAGCAAUCAAUUUUCUAAUGAGGACUGUUCCACUUGUUGUCGAAGCAGCAGUUCAACCUUAACUAAAGAUUAUAGUGAAAUGACCAAAUGCGGAAACGAAAUUGAUGAAAUACAAGAAAUGUCUAUUGAAGAAUGCCCGUCUUGUAAAACGAAUGCUUCUAGAUCGUCCAGUCACCACGACGGUAAUAAAGAUUGGGCAGUAGCUGAAGUGGAGUAUGAUUACCCACAGUGGCAUUGGCUAGGCAGGGAAAACAGUUUUAGACAUGGGACACAAGAUACAAGAUAUUCUAGCGGAGGAAGGAGUGAGCAAAAUUGCCGAAUGAACUUAUGUGACAUUCUUCCGCCACCUCCUUAUGAAAGAGAUUCGCCGUAUCGGGAUAUGCACGCGUUUACCAAUCACUCAGGGACUUCAGGUUGUUCAGGUCAUUCAUACAGAAGUUAAUUUUAAUUUUGUCUUGUUGACAAAUCAUCGCCAUAAAUAUCACUAGUACGUAAUCAAAGCAAUACUAAUUUUAGUGGUUUGUAAAUAUGUAAAAAAAAAACUGUGUACGGUUCUUGCAUGUUAUACCACCAAAAUACUGAUCUCGAUGACUACUGUAAGUUUUUUAUUUCUUAUUCGGACUGUGGUGGUAUGGUAAUUGAAGAAUUCUAAGAUUGUAGUUAUUGUGAACGUGUUACAUAGACUGCAUUAUUCCUAGUGUAGGUUUCAUCUUUAUAGUGACUGUGAUAUAGUAUAAUUUGGUAUCAAUUUUGUUUUGUACAUAUUUUUAACAUAAUAUUUGAUAUCCUUAUACAAUUUUAACUUAACCUAUUUAUUGUGUGUAGUGAGUUUAGCGUUUCAAUUUAACGAAUUUUCAUUCAUCUCGAAAGAUUGAUUACAGUUGUGAAAUAAAUUUUUGUACUGACUUUGAAACUAAUUCGUAUAACUCAUUAUUGAUAAGAAUAAUUUGUACAUUGCCAAGACCGACAGCAUUAUUAAAACACUACGCAUUUUCA
This is a messenger RNA of Pectinophora gossypiella (pink bollworm), 3772 nucleotides long. RefSeq names its product roundabout homolog 2-like. The coding region runs from base 201 to 3218 and encodes 1005 amino acids. The transcript is spliced from 17 exons. Gene Ontology annotation, molecular function: protein binding. The record is from RefSeq and is a predicted model, not a curated record. NCBI's taxonomy places the organism in Eukaryota, Metazoa, Arthropoda, Insecta, Lepidoptera, Gelechiidae.